UGCCACAGCGAGCUUGAGCCUCGCAAUAUCCCUGUUAGGGACCCUGUUAGGGAAAUAUCGCCGACCGAGGACAAAAGCCCGCGCUACGAGCUGGCUGCUGUUAUCUACUGGGAAAUGGCUGGCUUUCACCAGUUUACCUACGAGUAUGGCGUCAAGGAUACCGUCCUCGAUUCUUGGAGCCUGUCUUUCUGCUGGUAUUCGUUGCUCAAGGAGAGGACAUCCCAUUUGUUGCCCCGAGCAGAGUGCCAUACAAAGCUAAUAAAGGCCCUCAGGGUUAUAAAUCCAAGAAGAGAAGUAUGGCGCGAAACGCCGGCACCCAAGAUUCAAGCGAGGUGGGUGGAGAUGGAGAAGGCUGAAAUAACCUCCGACUUUCGCCAAGGUUGUGUUCUCAAAGCUGGCGCUGAAGCUGCCGGGCCAUUCACUAUGGAUGACCAAGCGAAUAUUGAGACGGAGGUUCCGAGGGAACUGGGCCAUAUGACACUCGAGCAGAUAUCUUACUCCGUUGACUGUUACGGAUAUUACAGAACACUAGGUACCUGCUUGUUUGAAAAGCUGCAAAAAUGGCCUGUGCGUAGGCGGGGGACCAGCUACAAAAAUGGCCCGUCAAUUCAGUAUGUACAUGUAUGUACUGUACAGUACAGUACCUUGCGUAUGUAUGGAUAGUACUUUGUACAAGACAUACUAUACUCCGCGUCGGCAGCUGCAGCUGGGAUACUAUGGUUGUGGGGAAACAGGUACCUCCACCUCCCUCAAUGUGUUAGGCAGAUAACCCAUAUCUAGCCGAUUACGCCAUUCUCGACCCCAAUAAGAGAAUGACCUGAUCUUGGGCGACGACUUUGAUAGAUAGCGUGACCCUGCCUAUAAAAACUUCAAAGAUCGAACUACUGCCAGAAUGUCAAGACACUCGACUAUUUUAUUACAAUGAGUGUAUUCAUAUUCAUUUCCUAGCUAUCCUACCUACAUACCUAGGUACAUGUACUUAGCUCGCACGCCCCUUUCCAUCAGCAUAGGAGCGGACCAAUAGUCAUAGCACCAGCUAAGGUAGGUACG
Lasiosphaeria miniovina is the source of this 1050-nucleotide messenger RNA. RefSeq lists its product as uncharacterized. The transcript has a single exon. The record is from RefSeq and is a predicted model, not a curated record. The coding region runs from base 115 to 663 and encodes 182 amino acids. Lineage: Eukaryota; Fungi; Ascomycota; Sordariomycetes; Sordariales; Lasiosphaeriaceae.